Messenger RNA from Sinocyclocheilus rhinocerous, 1031 nucleotides. RefSeq lists its product as uncharacterized. NCBI's taxonomy places the organism in Eukaryota, Metazoa, Chordata, Actinopteri, Cypriniformes, Cyprinidae. The record is from RefSeq and is a predicted model, not a curated record. The transcript has 4 exons. Bases 10 to 1008 code for a protein of 332 amino acids.
CUGACCACCAUGACGUACCGCAUGCCAAACUUCACUCUGGAGCAGAAGCUCUUCCUGCUUCGGAGAAUCCAUGCGGUGGUGGACACAGUCCAGGACUUUCGGAAAGACACCAACACUACUGUGCACCGGAACGCUGUAUGGGCCGAGCUGGCUCAGGCCUUCAAUGCGGCGUUCCCUAGUCGACCCCCCAGCAGCAUCGGGUCUCUAAAGACGCUGUGGAAACGCCUGAAGGUGGAAUGCCGUGUAGCGCUGCAGAAGCGACAGGAACAGCAGGCAGCUGGGCUUCCUGUGUCUGCCCUCACGCAGGUGCAGAGAGAAGUGAUUGCCCUGGUACCAAACCUGAUCUCCUGUCUGGAGGAGGUAGACGGAGAUGGCAGCUAUAGCUCAGUUAGGGGUGGCUCACCUGGAGCAGUGAUGGGGCUUUCAGGCACUAAUGGGAGUGAGCAUGAAGAUGCUGACCACAGUCAAAAUGAUGAAGUAGACAGCAAGGAGAAUUUGGCUAUUGAACUUGGAUUGGUCUCACCAACUCACCUACCUGUUAACUCUGGGAUUCCUCCUGGCACUGCCUCCUCUCCUCUCCACUCACAUUCAGUCUCUUCCAGGUCCAGCCGUCCGUCCCUCAUCUACCCAACCCAUGCAGGAAGCACCUCAGGGCUGGGAUCAGGGACUAGGGGUGCAAACUUUGAUACCCCACACAGAGAGCCUGCAGUGCCACAUGCUCCUGCCGGAGGAGCAGUUGAGAAUUCAUUACCGCCAAUGGACUCUUAUACCUCAAACUCAAAAUGGGAGGCACGUCGACAAGAACUGUUUGAGCUGGAGCAUCAGCAGACGAUGAGUCUGUUACUGCUGCAGCAGUGUGUGUGGGUGGAGAAGAGGAAAGCAGUGAGACAGAAAGAGAAGGCAGCACGGGCCAAGAAGAGAUAUUAUCAAGCCAAACGACGGAAGAUCGGCACAGAUCAUCCACCUUCCAGUAAUGACAGCGAGGAUAACGAACAUCUACAGACGUAAACUCAGAUGUUGCUUUGUUUGCU